CUGCGCGCUGCGUCGGGCCGGCCCAGGGUGACCCUGAGCGCUUUCGAGUGCGCCGCGAUGCUCACCAGGUUCCUGGGCCCGCGCUACCAGGAGUUGGCGAAGAAUUGGCUGCCCACGGCAGGCAUGUGGGGCGCAGUGGGUUCCGUGGGGCUGGUGUGGGCCACCGACUGGCGGCUGAUCCUGGACUGGGUGCCCUACAUUAACGGCAAAUUUAAGAGGGACGACUGAGGACACCCUCCAGAGUUUUCUUCCGAUUGUGUCUGGUGGUGCUGAUUCUUCCCGUCUCAGAACCUGCUACGUCUGGAUCAGCUGACUACAGAUGGAUGGAAUGGCUGAACCUAGCUGAGGUUGGACAUCAAGGAAACCCACAACACAACUGAAGACUUUUUGUUCCGUUCCUAAAAAGAACCUGGAUGUGUUCUUGCCCUUAGCAUUAAAGUACAUGAUGAGACUACCGUCUGCCUGGACGUUGAUCUUGCUGGUAA
Molecule: messenger RNA, 485 nt
Organism: Echinops telfairi (small Madagascar hedgehog)
Lineage: Eukaryota; Metazoa; Chordata; Mammalia; Afrosoricida; Tenrecidae
Product: cytochrome b-c1 complex subunit 10
Exons: 3
Coding region: 58-228 (56 amino acids)
Biological process (GO): mitochondrial electron transport, ubiquinol to cytochrome c
Cellular component (GO): mitochondrial inner membrane
Source: RefSeq, a predicted model, not a curated record